GAGAGCGAGCGGGGGCGCCGGCGGUUGGGGGCUGUCAGCUCCAGCCGAGGCUGAAGGCACCCGCCCCUAAGGGGGCUCUUUAGAGCUAGGGGGACCCAGAAAGAUAGCAGUCCGGCCAAAGGAAGGGAGGCGAAGUGUACCGAGCCCCUCUCCCGUAUCCAGGUCCUAGGGCCGAGCGGAGCCUCCCAGGCCAGCUGUGGGCAGCUCCCGGGGUUCUCUGUGCCCUCUUGUUGCCUUUUCCCUGCCCCCGCCGUCGGGCAUUGCGCCCCAGUCCCUGCCAGGAUGAGGAGGUUGCGGCGUCUGGUGCACCUGGUUCUCUUCUGCCCACUGACCAAGGGCUUGCAGGAAGGGGAAAUAAGGAAGGUACAUUCCACACUCCCUUCUGCUCCACUCUCCAUCCAUGGCAAAAUCUUCAUACCCCCUGCCUUCUUCCAAGCUGUGUAGCCUUGCCGUCUGCCCAGCCCCACCCCAGCCAUGAUUCUUCUUCAGGCCAAGGAGUGAGGAGGGCAAGCCAUCACACAGACUAGUUCUUCUGCUGUCCCUCACCUAGGAACUAGAUUCUGGAUACGAAUGGUGGAAAGGAUACUUCAGGCCACGAUGGAAAUGCUGCCCUCUGCCAGAAUCGUCUACCUGGCAUCAAGGUGAAAUACCUCUUCCUGGCAUGGCUGGGCAUCUUUGUAGGCAGCUGGGUGGUGUACAUGCAUUACUCUUCAUACUCAGAACUCUGCCGAGGGCAUGUCUGUCAAAUGAUCAUUUGUGAUCAGUACAAGAAGGGAAUCAUCUCUGGUUCUGCCUGCUCCAAUCUGUGUGAUGAGCAUACCCUGGUGUUCCAGCAGUGCCUCUCCCCGUCUCCCACAAAGCAGGUGUACAGUGGGGUUUGGAAGGGGAAAGCGGUGAUCAUCAAAUGUGGCAUCACAGAGGCCUUGAAAGCUGAGAACAAUCCUGACACGGCCCCCCGAAGAGAACUGGUUCUGUUUGAUAAGCCAACAAGAGGCACAUCAAUGGAUGAGUUCAGAGAGAUGCUUCUGAAUUUUCUCAAAGCUAACCUAGGAGAUCAGCCUUCUCUCACUGGCCUGGUUGGUCAGAUCAUCACCAUGGCUGACGUCAACCAGGAUGGGAAAGUGUCUCUUGCAGAAGCCAAGUCCAUCUGGGCCCUGCUGCAGCUCAAUGAGUUUCUACUCAUGCUCUCCCUACACGAGAAGGAGCAUACAUCCAAACUCCUAGGACACUGUGGGGAUCUAUACCUCACGGAGAAGAUCCCCCACAGCUCCUUGUAUGGCACCGAGGUGCCUCCCUUUCUGAGGCCGCUGCUGCCCUCUGCCAUCCACAGGAUCAUCCAGCAGUGGUUUGCACCGGCUUGGCCUCGAAGGGCCAAGAUUGCCAUCGGUCUCCUGGAGUUUGUGGAGGAAGUCUUUCAUGGCACCUAUGGAGUCUUCUACAUCUGUGAGACCAGUUCUGCCAACGUGGGCUACAAUGCCAAGUACGACUUUAAGAUGGCUGACCUGGGGAAGGUGGCCCCUGAGGCAGCAGUCCGGGCCUUUCUCAAAGGCCGCCACUGUGAGCAGAACGCUGACUGCACCUAUGGCCAGGACUGCAUGGCGCCAUGCGAUAAGCUCAUGAAGCAGUGUAAGAGUGACCUGAUCCAACCUAACCUAGCUAAAGUGUGUGGGUUGCUGAAGGAUUACCUGCUGUCAGGCACUCCUGCAGACCUCAAGGAUGAGCUCCAAAAGGAGCUCCAAAUAUGUAUGACUCUGAGUGGCCUGGCCAGCCAGAUGGAGGUGCACCAUUCAUUAGUGCUCAGUAACCUCAAGACCUUGCUCUGGAAAAAGAUAUCCAAUACCAAAUAUUCCUAAAGGGACAAGGGCUUGUUCUAGUCACAGCCCACCUCUGCUGUCCUUUGUGGGUAAAGUCUCAUUACAACAAAGGGUUCUGUAGGACAAAUAUUUCCAUAUCCUGGUGGAGAGCCCAUAGUAACAGAGCUCUGUUGCUCGGCUAUAACAAAUUCUGUGCCACAGGUAGAUUAAGUGUUUUCUCUAAUGUCUAUCCACACCAUAGUUACUUUCUAUCAGGAAAAGUUUUGGUUAUUCACGGUUAGGAGAGGAGAACUGAACUCUUUUCUUUUGCCCUGUCAUCCAGAUAGCAGUUGUCAUUUCCACAAUCAUGGCAAGUACCUAAUGAAACUCAUCCAAACUCCUCAAACACAAGUUGAAACAAAACAGGAGUCUGAGGAUCUAACAGACCAGAAAGGAAGGGAUGGGAUAUGUAGACUUAAUCACCACCACCCCAUGCUCUCCUUUUUGGUACUGAAUACAAAACAUUUGUCACUCGCUAGAGGUCAGCUUUCAUCUCCAGCUCCAGAAGACAUUGGUUUUUAACAAAAAUUGAAUAUAACAAAAACAAUUAGGACCCUUUCCUGGCCCCCUCCCCCCACAAAAAUUCAUUGUUUACCUGUCUCUGCUUUCCCCUCUUCUCCUUCAUUAGAGAAAACUCUCCACCAAUAGGAGGUUUUCAUAAGUUAUAACACCUUUACAUCCAUGGAAAAAUGUACCUGUAAUCCUUAGAAGAUUAUUGUCCUAAGCCCUUCAGACACCCAGGUCAAUGGUGUGAGAACUUGGCAACCAUAGCUAAAAGGCUGGUGUAGGAAGUAAAAAUCAGCUGUGCAGAGGAAUUAGUCUUAACUGUGCAAUCUUUCCCCAUUAAGGAAGGAUCUGUAUUAGUAUAGACCAAGGGAAUCAUAAUGCUGUUUUUACAAAAAAAUUUUUGUUGAAUACCGAUGUAAAUAAAUAGCUUUUAUGUGA
This is a messenger RNA of Vombatus ursinus (common wombat), 2798 nucleotides long. It is a transcript of the gene DIPK1B, whose product is annotated as divergent protein kinase domain 1B. The record is from RefSeq and is a predicted model, not a curated record. The transcript has 6 exons. NCBI's taxonomy places the organism in Eukaryota, Metazoa, Chordata, Mammalia, Diprotodontia, Vombatidae. The coding region runs from base 699 to 1853 and encodes 384 amino acids.